Molecule: messenger RNA, 679 nt
Organism: Drosophila willistoni
Lineage: Eukaryota; Metazoa; Arthropoda; Insecta; Diptera; Drosophilidae
Exons: 3
Coding region: 17-622 (201 amino acids)
Source: RefSeq, a predicted model, not a curated record
AAAAAUUUCAGUGAAAAUGUUAAAAAUAUUGUGGUUUACUUUGCUUUCCUAUCAAUUAACAAUUGUCCUGGCUACGGACUAUGAACUUUUAUUGGAGGAUCCGGAUAUAUUUUCACCCUGCACAGAAGGUGUUCCCGGUUCUGUUGGCAUAGGUGAAAUAUUUGAUUUAUCUCAAAUCGAAUACAAUCAAGAUUCGGAUGUAAUACACGUUUCGGGCAAUGCCACAACAACUUGGGACAUUCAACCCACCGAUCGCAUUGCGGGAAGCUUUGCCAUAUUCCACAAUGAGAGAGGAAAUUGGGAGCCGACAGUUUUCAGCAUGUCCACACAGGAUUUCUGUAGUUCUAUGUAUAAUGCCGAUUCCUAUUGGUAUAAGAGUUGGACAAAGCACAUUCUAAAUAAAAAUGAUGUUCAAUCAAAGUGCCUGAAUACACCAGGUACCUUACUGGUUCAUGAGCCUUUUGAUGUCCAACUAAUUAUAUAUAAUGUACGUGGCUCUGCCCAAGGACGUUAUAAGGUGGUUGUCACUUUGGAGGCGUUCGAUGAGAAGAAUAUGCGACGUGAAACAAGCCUUUGCUUUGAAAUUCGUGGUGAAGUGGAAAAGUUAAAAAAGAAAAAAUGAAUCGUAUUAAUCUUGAUUGAAAAUCCCUAAGGGCAAAUAUAUAUGUAUAUUUUUGUU